Tetrahymena thermophila SB210 is the source of this 3364-nucleotide messenger RNA. Its product is annotated as cyclic nucleotide-binding domain protein. The record is from RefSeq and is a predicted model, not a curated record. NCBI's taxonomy places the organism in Eukaryota, Ciliophora, Oligohymenophorea, Hymenostomatida, Tetrahymenidae. The transcript is spliced from 7 exons.
UUUGCAAUUUGCCAAUAGGUAAAACAACGAUAUAAGUUAGCAUUCGAUGUAGUAUGAUAAUUAGGUAGGUAUUAAAAUAAGUAACAUCUAAUAGUAGAACUAAAACUAAGGAGACUUUGAUUGUAGCUUACUUAAUAUCUCUGCUUUUGCAUCCAGUUUUAUUGAAAAGCAUAAUGGUUAGAUUUCCUCACCAAAAUUUGAAGAACUCUAACCUCAAGAUCAAGACAGAUACAUAAUUUCAGCAAAAGAUAGUGUGGACGAAAACUCAACUAGAAAAAUAAUUGAAUAACUAAAUGACAAUUCAACUUUAUAAAUCAAAGAAUUGCCUUUAGAAUAGAUUAAAGGAACUAAAAAUUUUAGUAUAUAGUAUGAUUUCUAAAAGAUGGAAAGAAAGAGAAGAGGAAAUUUAUUUUAAGGAGAAUUUCUCUUAAAAAAGGAUGUUUGGAAACAAAAAUGGAUGUAGAUUUUUUACUACUUGGCUAAAUUUAGAACCAUAGCUAGAUAAGUAGCUCUACUUUUUAGACCACAUAUGCUUACGAAAAAGUAAGUUCGUAUGAUAAAUGAUCUAGCUAGUGACUAAAAGCAUAAAUCAUCUUUGUCUCAUAUCCCAAAGCUAGAAUUAAGCAGAUAAUUCACUUUUUAAAACUUUAGCAAAUUUAUGAGUUUUCGUAAUUAUAGGAAAAUGAUUAAAUUUAUAGUAAAAUAUUUCGGCUGGCUAUUUUAAAUAUGCUAAAAGAUUUAUGAAUUAUAUAUUUUAAUAGUCUAGUUAAUUUUUUCAAACAUUCCUUUAUUUCACUACCUCUCUUAUAGUUAUAUUGUUUGGGAAACAAUCAUAUUCAUUGCAUCAACAAUCUUAUUCAUAUAUAUUCCUUUUGAAUAUUCUUUCUUGUCAGCUAGGAGUGAUGUCUUUCAAAUUUACUUUUCAAAAAUAUGCCCUGUGGUAUAUUCAAUAGAUGUUUUCAUAAGAGCAAACACCAAAUCAACAGAAACAGGCAAUUUAGUUGAAAAUCACAUCUAGAUUUUUAAGCAAUACUUCAAGACAGAAAUGAUUCCAGAUAUUUUAAGCAUUCUUUCAUUAAACUACCAGAUUAAUAAUAUUUAAGCUACCUAUUUCUUUUUCUUCUACAGAGUAUCCAAAUCAUUUAGAAUAUUAGACAUUUUUAAAGAGCAGUUUUUAUUAAGGAUGAAAAUAUCAGGAAUAAUAUCAUUAACUUUUUUAGCUGCUUAAGCUAUUUAUUUUGCACAUUUAAUUUGUUGUGUAUGGAAUGCAGUAGGAACUUAUGAAUCUCAAUAUAACUAUGGAUGGCUUAUAAAGUAUAAUGUAUAAAAUGUUUAAUUAUAAAUAAGAUAUCUGUAUAGCUUUUAUUACUCAGUAAUUACAAUGACAACUAUAGGCUACGGGGAUAUAACACCACAAUCUGAUCUUGAAAUGCUCACAGUGAUUUUUGUUGCUUUAAUUUCAUGUGGUGUCUUUGGAUAUUCUAUUAACUCGAUAGAAAAUAUAUUUAAAAUAGGAAGUAUUUUAUAUGACUUUAAACAAAAGAAAAAUAUUUAUCUGUAGGGUUUGGCUAUGAUAAAUAAAUAUUUUAGACAAUAUGAUGUGGAUUUAGAGUUACAAGCAAGAGCUAGAAAAUAUUUAGAUUACAUUUAUACAGAUAAAAAGGAGGAUUUACUCUGUUCAAUUGACUAGCUAUCAAAUCUGACAGAAUACUUGCAAGAUGAAAUAAAAGUUAAUGUAUAUACGAAAAGACUUAAAAAGAUUUAAAUAUUUAAAGAUUUAUUUUCUGAUGAAACACUAAGCAGGAUAGCUUUAAAAAUGAAGGAAAAAAUAUUAUCCCAUGACUAAGAUAUAAUUUCUAUAUCUCAUGAUGAACCAUUUCUAUACAUUAUUCAUUCUGGAGAAGUGACUAAAUAUACAUUCAACUUAAAUACAAAAAAAGUCAAAGAAUUAUAUAAUUAUCAAGAAGGAUAGUUUUUUGGGUUUGAGAAUUUCAUCACAGAAAAUUAUUAUGAAGAAUUCAACUUCAAGAGUAAGGGAAUAUGCUGUGUCCUGUAAAUUUAAUUGAGUGAAUUUUUGUAAGAAAUUAAAAAAAAUGAAGAAGAGUAUGAAAAAUAUUGCUAUUUAAGAGAUGAGGUCAAGUUUAAUUAAAAUCUAAAAGCUGUUAAUAUAAGCUGUGAGUCAUGUAACUUGAAGACACACACUCUUAAGCAAUGUCCAUUUAUUUUUUAUGAGGGAAGAAACAAAUCAAUCUUAAAAAAUUAUUUUAGGAAUAUCCAAGAACAAAUAAAAAACCUAAAAAGAAAUACAAAAAGAAAGAAAUUUUAAGCUAUAAAUGAUAUAAAAUUUAUUAAAGAUUAACAGAUAUAAUUUAUAGAAUAAUAAAACUAAAAUAAUUUAUCAGAUUUAUCUUCAAAUUUAGAUUUCGAGGACUCAAACCAAUAAAUUUAAGAAUCUGAAAAUGAAAGUGAAGAUGAAAAUGAAGAUGAGGUAUAAUAAUAAGAAGAAGAAGAAUAAAAGUUACAAAAUGCUUCUACAAAUUCUAAAAGUUUAGCAAGUUUUAAAAGUCAAAAAUCUUAGAAAACAUUUUCAAAAGCCAAUAGCUUGAGUGAUGAAAGUUCAAUUAUUUAAAGUGCCAUCGAAAGGGCUGAAUCUUUGAAGCAAGCAAAUAAAAUAGAGGGUACAGAAAAAUAAUAGCUAGAUUCUUAAGUAGUAUAGAAAAAAGCAACUUUUAAUUUAAGCAGAAAAACCGUAUAAGUGUGUGAAAAUUUAAAUAGCAGCGAUUAAUCCUUUUAUAGUGGAUAAGAAAAAAAAGAACUAUAAACUUCUAAAAGUUUAAAGCACAUUCAAAGUCUAACUAAAAAAAGAUCUUCUAUUCUUGCUACAAGUUAAUAAUAAAAUGAAGAAAAUAAAACAUAAAGUACAAAAAAAUCAUCUAAGAUCGAGAAUUAAAUUAACUAAUUGAUUGAAAGUCUACUUGAAUAAAGAUUACAUUCAUUAAAUCGCAUUGAUAAAAAAAGACGAUAAACUAUAAUGAAAAAACACGAUGCGAUGACUAUAUAAUCAAAAUUCAUAGCUUAAUAGUUCACAGCUUAAGAUUUACAACUUUAUAUUUACGACUUUGAAGAAAUAAAAGAUUAUAUUUAUUAUUAUCCAAAUUAUAACCAUCUUUAAGUAAUAAGCUAAGAAAAUAAAAACAAUAGGUCCUCAAAAUAAGUUAUACUUUUUAAAAAAAACGUUUAUAGAUAAAUUGCUAUGUAGAGCAUAACAAAACGAAUGAAAAAAUCUAAUAUUUAUAUUAAAGAUCCUAUUUGAAAUAUUUUUAAUUUAUUUUUUGUUAAAAUUAAUUGAGCAAACUAUUUAAAA